AUGCAUCCUCCAGCACGUCAACACUCAACAGGCUCACUGGAUCAAUUCGAUCCGGUGAUGGUGACUCCGGUCAUUGGAAACGAGUUCACUAAAGGGACAUGCAACAUUGUUGAUGAUAUCUUACGCGCUCCAGAUGCCGAGAAGCGCAUUCGUGAUUUGGCUAUCAUGAUCGCCGAACGAGGAGUUGUCUUUUUCCGCGCGCAGGACAACCUCACCAACGACCUUCAGAAGGAACUGAUCCUUCGCAUGGGUGAACUAACUGGUCGCCCAUCUACCAACGGCCUGCACAUCCACCCUGUCACAAACGACGCCCGCGAGUUCGGCGACCCAGACCCCGAAAUUAGCACCAUCAACUCAGAGGGCCGCAAGAAAUUGUACAAGGGAUCGAACUACACCAAAAUGGCUGCUGUUUGGCAUAGCGAUAUCUCCUUCGAGCCUGCGCCAGCUGAUUUUUCGUCGCUGCGGUUGACCCAGCUGCCAAAGACUGGUGGUGAUACUCUUUGGGCAUCAGGAUAUGAGGUCUAUGAUCGAAUCAGCAAGCCUUAUCAGAAGUUUUUGGAAACUUUGACUGCCACCCAUGACGGUGAGGGCUUUAGGCGCAUGGCCCAGUCUGGCAAAUUCCAUAUCUAUGAUAAAGAGCGAGGGUCACCUGAGAAUGUUGGUGGUGAUCUCUAUGCCAUUCACCCUGUCGUGCGAACUAACCCUAUCACGGGCUGGAAAUCUAUCUUCCCAAUUGGCUCCUUCCCAUCUUGCAUUAACGGACUGAACCGCCGAGAAAGCGCAAACAUGCUCCAGUGGUUCCAUGAUCUCAUCACAUACGGGCACGAUCUCCAGGUUCGCUUCAAGUGGGCCCAACCCAACGAUAUUGCCAUUUGGGACAACCGCAGUGUCUUCCACACUGCGACAGGUGACCACGAGGGCUUCGGACCGCGCAGUGGAAACCGAGCUGUCGGUGUUGGCGAAGUCCCUUACUUUGAUCCUGCGAGCAAGUCGCGUCGGGAGGACUUGGGUAUUGUGGAGGACCUUUCACCAUGCCAUCUGUAG
This is a messenger RNA of Penicillium cataractarum, 1044 nucleotides long. Its product is annotated as TauD/TfdA dioxygenase family protein. The coding region runs from base 1 to 1044 and encodes 347 amino acids. The record is from RefSeq and is a predicted model, not a curated record. Lineage: Eukaryota; Fungi; Ascomycota; Eurotiomycetes; Eurotiales; Aspergillaceae. Gene Ontology annotation, molecular function: 2-oxoglutarate-dependent dioxygenase activity. Gene Ontology annotation, cellular component: cytoplasm. The transcript is spliced from 5 exons.